AUGAUUGAAGAAGAACUUCAAGAAAAUGAUUUGAGUAAACCUUUUUAAUUAAUUCAUAAAAAUACAAAAAUAUCUAAAUAAUAAGCUUCACAAAUGAAUUUAAUGAAACUUGUUAAGUAAUGUUAAAUAUAAUUCUAAAUUGCAUCAAACUUUAGAGAGUGUGGUUAAUAUCUAUCAGAGUUAGCUAUUAUUUAUCUAAAACAACAUUAAUUUUUGAAAAAAAACAUAGAGAUACUCUAAAACUCUUUAAUUGAUCAAUGUGAUGAUUAAUAAUAAAAAAAAGAAUAAAAAAAAAAGAAAAAAUAAAGUAAAAUUAAAGAAAAGAGUUUAGAUAGUAAAAUUAGCUAUUAUGAUGAUUAGCCUUAAUUUAGUAUUAAAGAAAAUCCAAGAAACCUUAUAGCAGCAGAUAAAUUAUAAUUAAUAGAAUCAUAAAAGACUCCAAUAAAUAUGCAUAUAUUACUUAAACGAAAUAAUUAGUAAUAAACAGAAUAUGAAAUUGAUAAUGUUGUUAAGGAUUUAUCUUAAAUAUAUAAAUGUUCACUCUCUGAUAUUUUGUAUUAAAAAAAUUAAGAAUUAAAAAACAAAAAAUAAUCAAAUAAUUAUAUAGAAUAAUCUAAAUAAUAACUAGUUUAUCAUUUUAAUGAUUAACCAUAAGAGAUUAAUGAAUAUGAUGAUAAUUUUGUAGAAGAAGUAAAUUAAGCUGAUAAUUUAGAUAUAGAGUAUUAAGAAAUUAAAUAAAAAUAAGAAAUAAGUAGAGAAACAAAGAGAUUAAAUAAAAAGAAUACAAAUAAUGAAGAUUAAUAAAUAUAAAAAAGAUAAAAAAAAUCAAAAAUAGCUUAAUUAAAAAAAAUUCCUGAAUUAGAUUUAAAAAUAAAAGAAGAUACUGAUGAAAUAUUUAAAAAUAAUAUCUAGACUUUUAUGAGACAUAAAGAAAAAAUUCAUGAUUUAAGUUUAGAAGUUAACUUUUUAUAACUUGAACCAGAAUUUUGGAAACAUGAAGAUGAAUUAAUUGGUUUAAUUAAUAAAAUUUCCUUUUGUUAAGAUUCUAGCUAGAAGUAAAAUUAAAUUUAAGUAGAAAAAUUUAAGAAGAAAAUAAUUUGUUAAUUUUUGAUAACCUGACAACAGAUAUAGAACAUAAAAAGUUUAAAUCAUAAAAUUUAGAAUAGUAUUCCAUGAGUAAAUAGAGUAUAUCAGAAUUUAACAAUUUUGAGUAAUCUUCUUAAACUCCUUAAAAAAAUUAUGAAUAAGAAAAAGACAAUAAACUUCAUUAAAUUAUAAUAUAAGAUAUUCAAAAUGCUUAUGGAAAAAAUAAUAGAUUAAGUUCAAAUGAUGUAUACUAUUAUUUUAAAUAGUUUUUUUAAGUUUCAGAAAAAUAUGAAUGCAAUAAACCUAAUGCAUUUUAUAAUCUUCUCAUUUUAAGUAGAGUAGGUAUGCUGCAGAUUAAAAAUACUUCAAAUUUAUAAUGUUUCAGUGAGAUUUAAAUAAUUAUUUGA
This is a messenger RNA of Paramecium pentaurelia, 1493 nucleotides long. The record is from the annotation of a GenBank genome assembly. Lineage: Eukaryota; Ciliophora; Oligohymenophorea; Peniculida; Parameciidae.